GUUCAAGAGAGAAAUACAGUAUAAGCUCCCUUUCGAUUGGAUCCAUUUUUCUUUCUUUAUUUUUUUGCUUCUCUCUCUACAUUCCCACUCUCUCUCUACCCAAAUACGCGUCUAGCUCAAAUCCCCUCGGUUUUGUUUGUUUGUUGCAAGAAGAGAGUUAAAAAAGACACAAACUUGUUUGAAGCUGAGCAAAGAAGAUUCAUUAAAAAUGAUGACCUUAAUUUGAAAAUUUCACUUGGAAAUAGCCUCAAAUUCAGGGCUUUCGCCUUACCCUCUUUCCUCAUUUUAAGGAUUUGGUGGUGGUAGUGUGGGUUUGUGUGGAGGACCAGACAUUUAAGUUGGGAAAAUGUCAAGGCCACUCCAUCGGGGUGUAUCUGGUGGUGGAAGAUUAUCGGGGAGCAAUAAUGACUUGUGGACUGACUCUCAGAUGAAAGAUAGUACAGAUAAAGAUGACAUUGACAAAAGUCGUCUCCGUUCUGAUCAAUCCUUUUUGUCUCUUAAAUUUCCUUUUCGGCUACCUUUUCAAGAUAAUUCCCCUUCUAAAAUCAGUGUUGGUGAGAAUGGUUUUAUAUCUGAUCAGUUCAGUCCUGCAAGUAUGAGGAACCGCCAUAAAUUGAUUUUGCUUUUUCUCAAGAUUAGUUUAGCUGCAAUUGUAAUACUUGCUCUUACUGGCUCAUUUUGGUGGACAAUAUCCAUUAGUAUUGCAUCAAGAGGUCAGAUAUUUCAUGGAUAUAGACGACUUCAGGAGCAACUUGUGUCAGAUUUGUUGGAAAUUGGAGAGCUUUCUAGUGGUACUGCAAGAUUCAAAGAACUGGAUUUUUGUUCUGAUGAGUCAGAAAAUUAUGUUCCUUGCUUUAAUGUUACCAUGAAUCUUGACUUGGGCUUUCCCAAAGGUGAAGAAAAUGACCGUCAUUGUGGAUCUUCGUCCUUGCAAAAUUGCCUGGUGCUUCCGCCUGCCAAUUACAAAAUUCCAUUGAGGUGGCCUACUGGACAAGAUGUCAUCUGGGUUUCAAACGUUCAGAUUACUGCACAGGAGGUACUUUCCUCUGGAAGUUUGACAAAACGGAUGAUGAUGCUAGACGAGGACCAGAUAUCUUUUAGAUCUGCAUCUCCAAUGUUUGAUGGUGUUGAGGACUACUCUCAUCAAAUUGCAGAAAUGAUCGGUCUCAGAAAUGAAUCUAACUUUUUACAGGCUGGGGUUAGAACUAUUCUGGAUAUAGGAUGUGGUUAUGGUAGUUUCGGAGCACAUCUUUUCUCGAAACAGCUAUUGACGAUGUGCCUUGCGGAGUUUGAGGCUUCAGGCAGUCAGGUUCAACUAACUCUAGAAAGAGGUCUUCCAGGGAUGCUUGGUUCUUUAACUUCGAAACAGUUUCCUUAUCCGUCACUCUCUUUUGACAUGAUACAUUGUGCUCGUUGUGGCAUUGACUGGGAUAAGAAAGAUGGUAUUCUUCUGAUUGAAGUUGACCGGGUCUUGCGUCCUGGAGGAUACUUUGUAUGGACAUCACCGAUCACUAAUACACAGGGAUUCCUUCGAAAUAAAGAGAAUGAAAAACGCUGGAAUAUUGUCCAAAAUUUUGCCUCAGGUCUUUGCUGGGACAUGUUAUCACAACAAGAUGAAACUGCUGUAUGGAAAAAGACUAGCCUGAAGAAAUGUUAUGCUUCUAGGAAAUCCGGUUUCGGUCCUCCUCUAUGCAGUAAGCGCCAUGAUAUUGAAACUCCUUAUUAUAGUCUGCUUCAAACGUGCAUAGGGGGAACACAGAGCCGCAGAUGGGUUUCCAUUGAAGAUAGGGCGCCAUGGCCUGCUAGGUCUAAUUUGCAAUCCAAUGAAAUUCAAAUUUAUGGUCUGGGUCUACAUUCAGAGGAUUUUGCUGCGGACGCUCUAAAUUGGGAUUCUGCAGUCAAAAACUUUUGGUCUCUACUUUCACCCUUGAUAUUUUCGGAUCAUCCCAAGAGACCUGGUGAUGAGGAUCCUUCUCCGCCAUAUAACAUGGUCAGGAAUGUGUUAGACAUGAAUGCCCGUCUUGGCGGUUUUAAUUCUGCUCUGUUAGAAGCAGGGAAAUCUGUUUGGGUCAUGAAUGUAGUGCCAACAACUGGACAAAACUACCUUCCCCUCAUCCUUGAUAGAGGAUUUGUUGGUGUGCUGCAUGACUGGUGUGAAGCUUUUCCAUCUUACCCGAGGACCUAUGAUAUGGUUCAUGCUGAAGGACUUUUAUCUCUUGAAACUGCACAAAAGCGAAGAUGCUCGAUGCUAGAUUUGUUUUCUGAGAUUGAUCGUUUACUUAGACCGGAGGGGUGGGUGAUAUUACGUGACACAACUUUACUGAUUGAAUCAGCCAGAUCCCUGGCACCGCUCUUGAAAUGGGAUGCUCGGGUUGUUGAGAUUGAGAGUAACAGUGAUGAGAGACUACUAGUUUGCCAGAAACCCUUCUUCAAGAGACUAGCAAACUGAGGUGUACACGAAAAGAAAGCACAAAAUGUAGAUGAAAUUUUCAUAUUCGUUUGUAUGGAUCUAAAGUAAAGAGUCGUAAAGUUCCACCGCUACAGGGUGUUGCAAUAGAAAGUUUUGAAGUGAAAGCUGAAAGAAGAGAAAUGGUUCAUCAGGUAGAACCGACACAACCUAUGGAACCGUAAGGUGUACAUAGGGCCAUGUAAUUACACAAGUGAAGCACAGGGCAGGAAAGAGAAGUAUAGGACUACACAUUACAACAUUUUCCUUGUGAUCUAUCUUCAUAAACUAUACAACCACAUUACAAGUAGAUUCAAAAGCUGUUUACAGAAGAUGCAAUGCCUAUAUAUCUUUUAGUACAUCAACAGCUUCUGAAACAUUUUCACAUUCUCAUUAUAUAUAGCUAAGCAUGAAAUUACUGAGAAUACAUGCUUUUUUGCCACUUA
Messenger RNA from Daucus carota subsp. sativus, 2892 nucleotides. Its product is annotated as probable pectin methyltransferase QUA2. Bases 347 to 2449 code for a protein of 700 amino acids. The record is from RefSeq and is a predicted model, not a curated record. The transcript has 10 exons. Gene Ontology annotation, molecular function: methyltransferase activity. Lineage: Eukaryota; Viridiplantae; Streptophyta; Magnoliopsida; Apiales; Apiaceae. Gene Ontology annotation, cellular component: cytoplasm.